GCUUACCAGAAGUAACUUUCUAGCUAUCAUUGCGUUCCUUCUAGAAGCGCCACAAUACUCUCCUGUCUGAAGCGUCGAUAGCUUUAUUAGACAUUAAAUAUUUAAUAUCUGAAUAUAAAGUAGUGAGUCAUGUCGGACCUACUUCGUUGGUGUGUGGAUCAGUUGCAUCACACAUUUGGUUUGGAAGCAAGCGAUGAUAUAGUUCAGUACAUCCUGUCCAUUGAAAGUGGGGAGGAGAUUGCAGAGUACGUCUGGGACCUGUUGCAAGGUACCGAGGGGAAGAAGAAGCGCUGGUUCAUUGAUGAGCUGCUGGUUCGAUGGCAGAGAACUCGCUGCCCAGUCCCAGACGGUGCCAGUCUGUUUCUGUUGCGAGAGACACCUUCUGAAAUGCAGGAUGUAGCCAAGGACUUGCUGAGGAAGUCUAAACGCAAAGGACGAAAUAGACAGGAGUUGCCGACCAUGAGCGACCCAGAGCCAGGGCCAGAGGUGGUGAAAACACCCAUUGACCUGUUGAAGGUACAGAAAAGCUGUGGACCGUCUUCUCUGAAGAAAAAGAAUAAGUUUGUGAACCUCUACACUAAAGAUGGACAGGAAAAGCUGACCAUCCUGUUGCCUGGGCGACAUUCUUGCACAUGUCUGGCUCAGAAGCACUGCCUCAUUAACAAUUGCAUGACCUGUGGCCGCAUUGUGUGCGAGCAGGAAGGAUCUGGGCCCUGCCUUUUCUGCGGGUCUCUGCAGGUAUGCACCAAAGAGGAACAGAAGAUCCUGCAGAGAGACUCCAACAAAAGCCAGAAACUGCGAAAGAAACUGAUGAGUGACCAUGUCCGGCAGAGUGAUACUGCAGAGAAGGAAAUCCUGCCGCAUGAAGAGGAACAGAUGAAAGUGGGGCUGGAGAAAGCACUCCAACACAGAGACAAGCUGUUGGAAUUCGACAAGAACAGUGUGCAGCGUACACAGGUGCUGGAUGAUGAAUCGGACUACUUCUCUACCGACUCCAACCAGUGGCUUUCCCCAGGGGAGAGGGAGGCUCUGUGUAGGCGCGAGAUGGAACUUUUGGAGCUGCGCCACGCAUCUCGCAAGGCUAGGAAGAUCACAUUGGACUUUGCUGGCCGACAGGUGCUAGAAGAGGGAGAAAGCCUGAACCAGUACUACAGCAGAUUUGAUGAAGCUGUCCAGGCCAUCAACACAGGAACCAUGGUGACCAUGUCUCAACAGUCUGACAACCCUCCACUCAGAGAACUACUCAACCCCAACAUCCUGCAGACUGCACCCCAGUGGGUAGACAUGGGCCACCGUGAAAUACCGCAGAAGCCUCAGGGAACAGUUGUGGCCAGCGAGGCAGGGCUAGGCCGCGCUCAGUUGCGACUGCAAGACCGAGAGCUGCAGGAGAUGUUCGAUGGGGGCUGGUGCCUCAGCAUGCAUCAGCCCUGGGCCUCACUACUCAUCACGGGAAUCAAGAGGGUGGAGGGCAGAUCAUGGUACACCACUCACAGGGGUCGUCUAUGGAUUGCUGCUGCUGCCAAGAGACCCACCCCCCAGGAGAUCAGCCAUGUGGAGUACCAAUACCGCCAACAGUACAGGACAGAGCUGCAGUUCCCCAGACAAUACCCCACUGGCUGCUUGCUGGGGUGUGUCAGUAUGACUGACUGCCUGUCCCAGGAGCAAUACAAAGAACAGUUUCAUGAAACCUGUGAGGAUUCCAGCUCUCCUUUUAUGUUCAUCUGUUCUCAGCCACAAGAGUUGUUAAUCAAAUUUCCCAUGAAGGGAAAACACAAGAUAUGGAAGUUGGACAGUCAGCUCCACCAGGGUGCGCGGAAAGGCCUGAUGCCAUCACCCAACUUGUGUGCCUGAGAGAGCGAGGGACCAGCCAUGGCACAACAGGAUUUUGGGAUAUUUAAUCAGCUCUUGCACCACUGCAACAGUGCUUCACACCUGGACCUAUCACUGUCAUCUGCGCACACCUGGGCCAGAUCAGAGUCAAAAACAGAGCCAGUCUCAACACUUGUACAACCUUGUAUGUGGGCAUAUCCUACACCUGGCUGUAAUUGGCUGCGAGUGUGUGCCCCACAGAUGUGCUGAGAUUUCUUUGUUGGCUGUUUUGUGUUAAAUUUUAAAAUAAAACAAUUUUAAAAUGAAUUGAUGAAAAAUGUAAAUAAAUAGGAAAAUGAAAGGUCAA
This is a messenger RNA of Anguilla rostrata (American eel), 2176 nucleotides long. It is a transcript of the gene trip4, whose product is annotated as thyroid hormone receptor interactor 4. Bases 130 to 1851 code for a protein of 573 amino acids. The record is from RefSeq and is a predicted model, not a curated record. NCBI's taxonomy places the organism in Eukaryota, Metazoa, Chordata, Actinopteri, Anguilliformes, Anguillidae. Gene Ontology annotation, biological process: positive regulation of DNA-templated transcription. Gene Ontology annotation, molecular function: zinc ion binding; transcription coactivator activity. The transcript is spliced from 13 exons. Gene Ontology annotation, cellular component: nucleus.